Messenger RNA from Rhinolophus ferrumequinum (greater horseshoe bat), 4146 nucleotides. It is a transcript of the gene SRSF11, whose product is annotated as serine and arginine rich splicing factor 11. NCBI's taxonomy places the organism in Eukaryota, Metazoa, Chordata, Mammalia, Chiroptera, Rhinolophidae. The record is from RefSeq and is a predicted model, not a curated record. Gene Ontology annotation, molecular function: RNA binding. The transcript has 14 exons. Gene Ontology annotation, biological process: RNA splicing. Bases 1041 to 1925 code for a protein of 294 amino acids. Gene Ontology annotation, cellular component: nucleoplasm.
UGGAGGCGAAGUGGGGGCGGCCGUUUGUGUUCUCGUGGUCUCGAACUCGCGCGCUCUCUUUCCUGCCCCCCACCCCACCCCCCCGGCGAGCGGCGGGGCGGAGAAACGGCGGCGGCUGCAGCAGCGGUUCUAACUUCGGGCACUCUCUUGUCUCCUCUCCAGCGAACCGGUUCCUCUUUCCCCCUCCCUCUCACUGUUUGUUGUGUGUUUGAUGUGUUAAAGCAGGAGCGAGAACGCGAGCUGCGCCAUGAGCAACACUACCGUCGUCUCCAGCACUGCGGGCCCGGGCCCCAGCGGCGGGCCGGGUGGUGGAGGUGGCGGCGGCGGAGGCGGUGGCACCGAGGUAAUCCAGGUGACUAAUGUCUCCCCGAGCGCUAGCUCUGAGCAGAUGCGGACCCUCUUCGGUUUCCUAGGCAAGAUCGACGAACUGCGCCUCUUCCCGCCGGAUGACUCGCCUUUGCCAGUCUCAUCCCGUGUCUGCUUUGUUAAGUUCCAUGACCCGGACUCAGCAGUUGUGGCACAGCAUCUGACAAACACUGUAUUCGUUGACAGAGCUUUGAUAGUCGUACCCUAUGCAGAAGUUCUUUUCCCUGGUUCAGCCUGAACUAUAUACCAGGCCCUGCUGAAAAUACCACCCAACAGUUUUCUUCUGCAGCUUAUCCAGUUUCUCUUAAGUGCCCUGUACAUAUUUGAAGCAGCCGACACGAGUCGUUGUUCAUAAAACAGCUUUUGAAAGUUGAGAGCACACCCCUGGAGAACCGACUGUGCUUGCUUACGUUUGGUUCAUGACUUAAAAAUCGAGUACAGGAGUUAUUCCUGAUGAGACUAAGGCUUUGUCUCUGUUGGCACCAGCUAAUGCAGUGGCAGGUCUUCUGCCUGGUGGUGGACUCCUGCCUACUCCUAACCCACUUACCCAGAUUGGCGCUGUUCCACUGGCUGCUUUGGGAGCUCCUACUCUUGAUCCUGCCCUUGCUGCACUUGGGCUUCCUGGAGCAAACUUGAACUCUCAGUCUCUUGCUGCAGAUCAGUUGCUGAAGCUUAUGAGUACUGUUGAUCCCAAGUUGAAUCAUGUAGCUGCUGGUCUUGUUUCGCCAAGUCUGAAAUCAGAUACCUCUAGUAAAGAAAUAGAGGAAGCCAUGAAGAGAGUACGAGAAGCACAGUCCCUAAUUUCUGCUGCCAUAGAACCAGAUAAAAAAGAAGAAAAACGAAGGCACUCGAGGUCAAGAUCACGCUCUAGGAGGAGGAGGACUCCCUCAUCUUCUAGGCAUAGGCGAUCGAGAAGCAGAUCAAGAAGGAGAUCACAUUCUAAGUCAAGGAGUAGGCGACGAUCCAAAAGUCCAAGACGGAGAAGAUCUCAUUCCAGAGAGAGAGGCAGAAGGUCGAGGAGCACAUCCAAAACCAGAGACAAAAAGAAAGAAGACAAAGAAAAGAAACGUUCCAAAACACCACCAAAAAGUUACAGCACAGCCAGACGGUCCAGAAGUGCAAGCAGAGAGAGACGACGACGACGGAGCAGGAGUGGCACAAGAUCUCCUAAAAAGCCGAGGUCUCCUAAAAGAAAACUGUCUCGCUCCCCAUCCCCUAGGAGACACAAAAAGGAGAAGAAGAAAGAUAAAGACAAAGAAAGAAGCAGAGAUGAAAGAGAACGAUCAACAAGCAAGAAGAAGAAAAGUAAGGAUAAGGAAAAGGAUCGAGAAAGAAAAUCAGAGAGUGAUAAAGAUGUAAAACAGGUUACACGGGAUUACGAUGAAGAGGAACAGGGGUAUGACAGCGAGAAAGAGAAAAAGGAAGAGAAGAAACCAACAGAACCAGGUUCCCCUAAAACAAAAGAGUGUUCUGUGGAGAAGGGACCCGGUGAUUCACUGAGAGAAUCCAAAGUGAACGGGGACGAUCAUCACGAGGAGGACAUGGAUAUGAGUGACUGAGUGUUGCCUCCUGGGGAUCCAGCUGUACAUGCAUCAGUGUCAUUCCUUUGUGUGAUUUCUUAAUGCUGUAUUUGUUCAUCUCAAACCUAGAUGUACACAGCUGAGUUAUAAAUGGUUAUAAAGCUCCUGGUAUCGAUAUUAAUUAUUUACAUCCAAAAGCUUUUAGAAAAUGAUACAUGGGUACCAGUCCUUGACAUGGUGAAAUCCGAUUGAGUAACCAAGCAGUUUUACUAUUGUGGUGCUGCUUCAUAGCAAACACCAACAGCUGCAUGCAUCAACAGCCGGCAUGGAUUGUUUAUGUUGUAUGACCUUCAUUAAGUAAGUUCACUUAUAGCAUUUCUAGGAUUCGAUUCAUUGCCGUAAUAGAGCCAUGUAGGGAAUGCACUGAUUGCAUGUUAAUUGUGGCAGGAAUAUCCUAAAUGUCAUUAAAAUCCUCCCAACAUGAUGGAUCUACUUAUGGUCUUGUUUGUUGACAUGACAAAUUAACAUUCUUAUAGUUACAUCUGGAAAUAAGCAUUUGAAAUAGAUAAUCCUUUAAGCCUUGUGGCUAAAUUUUUGUGGCUUUUGUUUAACUUUGAAAGGUUACAUAUGCACUAACCUUUUUGAUGGCUAAUUAGGCUUUUAAUUACAGAAACAAGAUUUCAAAUGGAAACUGUCUUUGGCAGUGAGUAAAUACCAUAUUUUGAGGUAGAGUAAUAUACAUUUUUCAUAUGGUGUUUGGGAAUUUUUUUUCCUGAAAUAAUUUAUUCCACACCUAGAUCAGUGAAAGCUAUCUGCCUAUUCUGAGACCAUCUGUAAAAGUUUUCUCUUGUCGUGAUUUUCAGUUUUCCACUUUUAUUAAUUUGUUUUAAUGUCAGUGUUGGAAAAAGGGGGUAGUGCAUUUUAAAUUGACCUUCAUAUGCUUUUAAAAUAAGAUAAAUGUACUUGAUAAUGUACUUUUUAUUUGAUCUCAAGUUGUAUAAACCAAUAAAUUUGUGUUACUGUUUCCGCAGUAGUAAUCUUAUGCACACAGUGAUUCCAUGUUAAAUGCAAAGUAGUUAGGCAACUGUUUUCUUAGUUACAGGAGUUUCAAGCUUCACUUUUGUGCAGUAAGAACAAAAGUAGGCUAGUCUGUGCCAUGUUGAUGUACAGUUUCUGAAAUUGUUUUACAAGACUUUGAUAAUAAAACCCUUAAACUUAUGUUCAUGUUCCUGUAAAACUGAUUUGUAUUUAUUUGCAAGCUGUUGAAUGUAUGACAUUACCUCAUUCAUUAUACAAAUCAAGUUCUUUCCCCUUUCAAUCCACAUAUUGACAUAAAAUCCAUCAUUGGAGUGGUUACUUGCCAUGAGAAUUGUCAAAGUUGGUUUAGUUUCUAUCUAAAACUGUCUUUUCCUUAGUGUAAUUUUAUUUCUCAUAAUUGGAUGUAGGAAUUGGGUUGAUUAAGCAAUGAACUUGAGGAUAAACAAAUGAUCCCACCUGUGUCUAGUAAAUUAAUUUUUUUGGUGACAUAUAUUUGCCUUUGCUAGAAUAGUAGAGCCACUGUCAAUGGUAUGUAUUUACUGUACAGUACUAAAUAGUAUAUUCAUUUAUGAAAUGAGUAGUUGGAGUGGCUGGGAUUAAGGAGAAAAUGAGACUUGGAAAUACAGCUUUCAUCCACGUUUGAUGAUGGUUUUUUUUUUAACUUUUAAAAUUGAAAUGCCAUAUAGACAAAAGCAGCAUUGUUUUUACAGUUUGUAGUAAGUAACUUUUUAAAGAUUUUAUCAAGAAUUUUGUCUAUAGCUAAAGGAGUUCUAGUAAUUGUCCUAAUAAUCACUGCAUUUUUAAAGAGCUGAAUGCAAAUGACAUUUGUUUAAACUUAUAAAAACUUCUUUAUUAGGUAAAGGUUGAAUCAUCUGCCAUUUUUGUAAGUCAAAACAAGUAAAAUAUUGGCAGUUUCAUUCACCUGGUUAAACCUAAUGUUAGUCUCUUUCUUCACUGGUAAUCUCUGAGUACAAAUAUACAAACAGGAUUUUAAAAGUUUUGGCUUUAAAAUAGUGUCACUGACUUAAGAUGCUACAGUGAAGGGAAUCCAUGUUGGGUUUUUUCCCAAUGAACACUUUGCACAAACACAGGGAUGCACAGGGGCACAAGCCUUGAACAGAGACGACCAGCUGAAAUCAAGUGAACACUGCCUCCACACUAAGUUUUAUUCUGUAUUUAGUAGUAAAUGAUUAAAAAAAUAAAAGUGGUUUUGUUAGAAAAA